This is a messenger RNA of Funneliformis mosseae, 1386 nucleotides long. The record is from the annotation of a GenBank genome assembly. NCBI's taxonomy places the organism in Eukaryota, Fungi, Glomeromycota, Glomeromycetes, Glomerales, Glomeraceae.
AUGUUUAGACCAUCGUCACAAAGUGAUUUUGCUCGAGACGUUGGAGAUUUUUCUAGUGGUCUCACAAAUUCAUAUUUUGAUUUCACACAUUCAUCAGCACCAUCUUUUAAUCAGUUUACUCGCUCGGAUAUAUUGUUAUCAAACCAGAUUUCAAGUCAACCUUCAGCCGCAGCAACGGCUUUACAAGCCACGCAGACUCCCGCAAUAGCAGGUGAAUGCUGCACAGAAUGUUGUCCCGUCGCUGCUGCACAAGCUGCAACAACGAACCGAGAAUUGGAAUCAAAUAACAUUGUUGAUGGAGCUGAUUUUCAAAAAUUCCCACCUUUUAGUUUUUCAGAUCCUUCCUUAAAUUAUAAAUCUAGUAUUAGUUCAAGUAUUAUGGAUUAUGGAAAUUUUUCACAUAUUCUUGGACAGAAUUCAUCGACAUUCAGGAUGCCUUUUUUUCGACAUCCUCAAGAAGCAAGAACUUUUACGUCACCACAAUUUCACAAAAUGAUGCAAGAUCAUUUCACUGCAUUCUUAUCUGAAGGGCAGCAACAAAAUACAGAUUCUAAUGUUUCAACAACUUCAAUUCAGAUAUCUCCGAUUCCUUCAAUCGGAGAAAAGGUUCAAAUCAUGUCUUCAAAUAUUGAGACUUCCUUAGAAUCGAACAGUGCUGUUUCAACAAUGAUUAGUCAAGUUGAAUCAUCUGCUUAUAACAUGACUAUUUCAGAAGCCGCUUUAGAGGAAAAUACCGAAAACACGUUUGAUGCAACCCAUUCUGGAUCGCUUUCAGAUAUCGAAGAUAUAGCAACGACAUCCAUUUCAGAGUCGACAUCAAUUAAUAAAGUAGGUUCCAAACGAAAAGAAGACGAUGCUUUAGAUGAGACGCGAUGUCUUUGGUCUACCUGUGCUGCUGUAUUUAGAUCCAUUGACGAACUUAUACCUCAUCUUUCAAAAUUACAUGUUGCUGGUCGUAGUAAAGGCAAUUUCUGUCGAUGGGCAUCUUGUUCAAUGGAAAAGGAAGGAAGUGAUGAAUUAAUUAAACAUUUAUGUUUAGACCAUUUGGAAACGAGAGAAUUCCGACAUGGAUGUAAAUGGCAAAGCUGUCAUUUACGAUUUGAGACUUUUGAAGAGUUAACAGGUCACGUUAGUGACCUUCAUAUCGGAUCUGGAAGGAGUCAAUAUAUUUGUUAUUGGGAGAAAUGUGAUAGAAAUGGGCGACCAUUUACUCAACGUCAAAAAGUUAUGAGACAUAUUCAGACACAUACUGCUAAUAUUAUGACUCAACAUAUGAGAACUCAUACAGGAGAGCGUCCCUUCAAAUGUACACAACCUGAUUGUGACCGGGAAUUUUCUAUUUCGGGAGCAUUAACUAUACACCUGCGGGUGCAUACAGGUAUUUAA